This is a messenger RNA of Symbiodinium natans, 672 nucleotides long. Lineage: Eukaryota; Dinophyceae; Suessiales; Symbiodiniaceae. The record is from the annotation of a GenBank genome assembly.
AUGAGCACAUGGGUGAACUACUGCCGCAGCGGCUUCGGCGUCCAGGAAUCGUCAUGCUUCGGGGUUGGAAUGGUCCCGUACGGAUUUGGCAAGGAACAAGAAUGGCGUCGUGGCGGCUUCCAAACCUGCAUUGAAGAUGGCGUACAGUACCACUGUGACUUCGCUUGGGAAGAGCAGAUGUUUGAUGACAUAGACGGUCCCGGUAGCUUGGCACGACUGGCGGGCUUGCUUGAGCUUGCUCGUCGCUCACCUGACUCCCUGAUGCUGUAUACUCUGGAUGUUGUGCAAGGAGGAUCCAGCAUUCACCAUUCCAAGCAAACAAAGCUGAGCUUGGAGAUGAUCGACGUAAGACUCCGUCGUGAUGCAUCCGGGGAAACUGAGCUUAGUUUCGCGCAUGGAUCAGAUGUGUUCAAGGUCAAACGUCCAGCGCAAGAUGCACACAUGCAGCUUUACUUCAAUUGCCUUGGCUGGGCAGACCAAAUGACGUACUUUCAGAUACACAAGGUAGCCUACGAUCCGCCGCUUUGUGACAGGAAUGCCUCCGAAAGGGGCAAUGACUCAAAGAAGCGAGCAAGUGAGGAGGACUUUCCCGAUUAUGCCAAAAUCUUGAGAGCCGAUCCGGAGCUACGCAGGCAAGUUGACGAGUUGAUCAAAAACUCAAAGCAACAGUAG